CUCAAUAAAAUUGAAGCAAAUCACAAAUUAUCCAUAAAUAACAUGAUUAAUUAAAAGCUUCUUUCUUUCAAUUAAGUUUCUUCACUCUCCACAUCAACUUCAUUCUACACAAUUAGAAAGAAAAAAUUAGACAUGUCUCCACAAACAUAAAUAAGAUUAGUUGUUUAAAAUAGGUUUAAUACACUUGUAUAUCCAAAAGUAUCGCAUUUGUGCCAAUAAUAUCCAAAAAUCCGGAAAUACCACUUAUAUCCAUAUUUUAAAGUUGUUCUUUGUCAAAUCUAUCCACUUCCGUUAAAUGCUUUGACGGCGUUAAUAACUCCGUCAACAUAGCUGACGGCAAGUUGAUUGUACGCCAACUAUGCAGACACGUAAGCGCCAACUACGCCAAAAGUGCCACGUAAGAAUGAAUUAAAAAAUAAUAAUUAUUUUUUUUAAAAACCUAAUCCCACAUAUUCCCACUGACGACGAACAAGGAGGACGUUUAGUCCCCCUUUCUCCUUUCGUUUUUAGGGUUCGCACCCUGGCGGCGACAAAAUCUCCUCCUGCCGACUUAGCCUCCUCCAAGCGAUUUAAGAUCAUCCCGCCGACUGUAUAUACUCCCUGGGAUUGAAGAUCCUCCCGCCGAGUGAAGAUUUCGGAUUCGUGGUUUCUGGCGAUUUGGCGACUCCUGCGAUUCUGGCGGAUUUGGCGAUUGGCGAUCGGCGACCCAGAUUCACGACAAAAGCUAUUUGAAGACCCAGCUUUCCAUUUGUCGUAGGUGAUUAACUUCUUUGUUGAUUCUCGUCUCUGCAUUUGAAUUCAGUCGACGUCUCGCCAAGUCGAAGAAAUGUUCUUCUUCAACUUCGACACAAGGUCAUGGGGUGGUAGUUUGCAAACACAACGUGGCCUGUGUGGUUAAUACCUCUGGUACGGAAAUGAACCCAGGCAGGCAGUUCUAUGGGUGCCCAUAUUGGAAGAACGAGAAAAAGAACUGCGGUUUCUUUAGGUGGGUACAUGGGAUAGUUGAUGAAGUGGAUGAAGAAACCUCUACUAUUGGGAGUUCUCAACUGAAGCUCGAGGAAAAUUUACGGAUAGCCGAGUCAAAAGCGGAAAUGAGGAAGAAGGAGAAGAGAAUUUUGGUUGAAGAGUUGUCAAGGUUGAUGAAGACUCAAGAAGUUAUGUUGGAUGAAGGAAGGAGAUUGGCUUAUGACAUCCGUCUCAUCCGAUAUCAUUUCACAGUGGUUGUUGUAGUGAAUUUCAUAUUGCUUGUUCUUUUGUGGCAGCACCAGUUUGUUAUGUAGAAGUAGUUGUAUUGUACUAGGUUUGCUUCCAAUUGAAAGGUGAUUGUUGUAUCUUAGAUGAGAUGUUAAACACAAGGGAGUUGUGGCAGCACCAGGUUUGCUGUCAAUUGUAGUUGUUGUAGGUUGUCAUGUUUGAAUUUGAGAUGUUAAACACAAGGUAGUUGUGUUAUCUUUCUUAAAUGAGUUAAAUAGUUUAAGUUGUUGUAGUUGAUGAGCUUCCAAACAUGAGCUCCAAUCUGAGAUACUAAAUAGUUGUUCAUUACAGAGUAGUCUAAGAUUCGGAAGCCUAAAUAGUUGUGCAUAAUUACAUAGCAUCCGAUAAUAGAAAUCGGCCAUUACACUAGUCAGCUAAACAAAAGGACAUCUAGUGAGGUAGCUUAAUGGCCUAUCACAAAAAAUAACUUGUUUGUGUAUAAUUACAUAGCAUCCGAUAAUAUAAAUCGGCCAUUACACGAGUCAGCUAAAUAAAAUGACCUCUAGUGA
Messenger RNA from Linum trigynum, 1763 nucleotides. NCBI's taxonomy places the organism in Eukaryota, Viridiplantae, Streptophyta, Magnoliopsida, Malpighiales, Linaceae. The record is from the annotation of a GenBank genome assembly.